AUGUCACAAGAUGAACCUCCCGCUCCGCUUCUUUAUGAAUGCGCCCUCAAGUUCCUUCACUCCAGUAACAUUGACUGUCCUCUGUGCACGUUCAAUCUGUACGCUGGGAAUGCCGCCAUUGGUCUCGAAACCAUCACUCUUCCACUACGCACGUCUCUUUCUGGUCACAAAUCUCGAGUACAACCACACGCCCGAUUGCAUUGCAGCCAGUACGGUAGGACUACGCUCAAACCUUCCAGUAUAAGGCAUGCGAGGAAGGAGGCAACUUGUGAGGCACCCGUGUUUCGAGGGAGUAGAGAAACAGUAGAUACAAUCAGUAUUAUUAUACAAAUGAGAUAUUUUUUGCCUGUCUUUCUACCUCUUUUCACCUGCUUUCGAAGACUCUUUGCCAAGGGUCUUUCACCUCUUUGA
This is a messenger RNA of Laccaria bicolor S238N-H82, 411 nucleotides long. RefSeq lists its product as uncharacterized. Lineage: Eukaryota; Fungi; Basidiomycota; Agaricomycetes; Agaricales; Hydnangiaceae. The transcript has 4 exons. The coding region runs from base 1 to 411 and encodes 136 amino acids. The record is from RefSeq and is a predicted model, not a curated record.